This is a messenger RNA of Colletotrichum tamarilloi, 597 nucleotides long. RefSeq lists its product as uncharacterized. The coding region runs from base 1 to 597 and encodes 198 amino acids. Lineage: Eukaryota; Fungi; Ascomycota; Sordariomycetes; Glomerellales; Glomerellaceae. The record is from RefSeq and is a predicted model, not a curated record. The transcript is spliced from 3 exons.
AUGAGCCGAACAAGAGAUGCCGAGGAUUUGGCCAAGUUUCUGCGGAAGAACGUGCUGACAGAGAACAAGAACACGCUGAGGCGGCAGAGCAACGAACCCAGCCUACUUCACUCAACGAACACAUCCCUGCCUCUCGACUUCGCGCCAACUGAGCAUCGCCUUCGGCACCCCCUACUAUACUCCCUUGCCGACCGACGCUGUUUCGGAAGCACAUCGUUCCUGUCCGGCCGAGAAAGCAGGAUCGCGAAGCGCAAGACCACUGACGAGAAAGCUGUCGAGGGCCCCGUCAAAACAAUCAUGGAUGAGCUCAAAAAGGCAAAAGAAGUCCAAAGUGCGGUCGAUUUAGUCAACGGACUUGUCUUCGAGAACCACCCGCAUGCGCUCAGCGACGCAGCGGCGAAGAUUUGCGUCUGCCGUAUCGAAGACGAUGACGACUCGAGCAGCUCUUCGAUGCUCUAUAUUCCCGAGUAUAAAUCACUGCGUCAACUUCCUGCGCACCACCUGCUCAACUUCCUGCGCACCACCUGCGCACCACCUGUGCUCGACGAACACACACGAGGAAGUGGUAGACCGGAAGACAACAUCAACAUCAAUUGA